AUUGGAUUAUCCGACCUGAUCCAUCGCUAUUUCUGAGCGUUGCUGUAUCUCAUUCAUUCCCUUCCCUCCCUCCUAAAACCAGAUGACCAUCUAAAUUAGGGUUUGUAUUCUCCAUUAACACCGCAAUAGAGAUGGGUGGCAAAAAGGAAUCCAAGGAACUAGAAGCUGCCUCAGCCUCGAUAAACCAAGCCGGCGUUUCUACACCAUCCAACAUCUUCAAGACUCUGUUCGGCGACGUCGUUGAGCAAAAGAGUGCAUUAGCCAUCUUCUCUGAUAGUAAUCCUUUCAAAAGAAAGUCCAAUGAAGAAACCAAUUCAGUGGUAGAAGAAAAAGUUACGGAGAUUCCUUUGGAAGAAACCAAGAAGACAAAGAAAUUGAAAUCUCAAAAAUCUGAAUCAGAAACAGAUAAAACUCAGAAUGAGAAAAAGAAAAAGAAGAGAAAAAGAGAUGACAUAGAGAGUGAAUACGAGGCUAAAAAGUAUGGUUCUCCAGAAGUUUCUAGAAAUGCGGUUGUUGUUGCUGUUGGAGAGAAGAGGAAAAAGGCGGAAAAUGCGGAGGAGGAUAUGUUGGUUUCGAAAGAGGGCGGCGAAGGGUUCGAUGAUGAAAGUAAGUUGUUAAGGACUGUGUUUGUUGGAAACUUGCCUUUGAAAAUGAAGAAGAAGACACUCGUGAAAGAGUUUAGCCAGUUUGGUGAGAUUGACUCUGUGAGGAUACGCUCUGUGCCUAUUGUGGAUACCAAGAUACCAAGAAAAGGGGCUGUUAUACUGAAGAAAAUCAAUGACUCUGCUGAUAGUGUACAUGCUUACAUCGUUUUCAAAACAGAGCAAUCUGCUGAGGCUUCUCUUGCCAAUAAUAUGGCUGUGGUUGGAGGAAAUCACAUCCGUGUUGACCGUGCCUGUCCUCCUCGGAAAAAAUUGAAGGGUGAGGCUACACCACUCUAUGACAACAAAAGAACCCUUUUUGUGGGUAACCUCCCAUUCGAUGUAAAGGAUGAAGAAAUUUAUCAGCUUUUCUCUGGAAUCAAAGAUCUUGAGUCUAGCAUUGAAGCUGUUCGAGUUAUUAGGGAUUCUUAUGUAGGUCUUGGGAGGGGUAUUGCCUACGUGUUGUUUAAAACAAGGGAAGCUGUGAAUUUGGCAUUGAAGAAAAGAAACUUGAAUAUCAGAGAUCGAGAGCUGAGACUAUCCCAUGCGAAGAAAGACGCUACUUCUACACCAUCUAAAAGAAAAAAUUCAUUUCCUGCAGAGACAGGUGGUACCAAGAAGUUGGAUUCAAGACCUGCUGAAGGUAACAGAAGGUCAAACACAAAGGCUUCUCUUUCCUACCAGGGUUUGCGUGCUAGCAAACCUGGUACUCAAAAGAAACCCCAUCCGAAGCACAAUGGGUGUGUCAAGGCGAAAUCUAACACUCAGACAGGAGAAAAGCGCAAUGGAAAAAGACCAGCUGUUGCUGCAAGAAAGGCACGGGUGAAAUCUAAAGAUGGAAGUGCUAUAAAACAAACAGGGCAAAAGCGCAAGCUGGAUAGCCGGACUCCAGAGAGUUCCAACACGAAGAAGAAAACCAAAAAAUUUAGGAAGUAAUACACACCAAAAGAAAAUAAAAAUGCUUUGUAUUAUUGAAAGCACUCACUUAGUAACUCACCCGCUAAUGCAAUGUUUAUUUAUUUGUUGUUCAUUAUUGGAUAGAGAAGGAGAGUAUUGACGACAAAGGACAAGAAUGCGUUUGUGAGAAACUGAGGGCAUUGAUAUGAAAUAUUUAACCUGCUUGUAAAUCUCA
Messenger RNA from Ricinus communis (castor bean), 1773 nucleotides. RefSeq names its product RNA-binding protein 34. Gene Ontology annotation, cellular component: cytosol. The transcript is spliced from 6 exons. The coding region runs from base 132 to 1577 and encodes 481 amino acids. The record is from RefSeq and is a predicted model, not a curated record. Gene Ontology annotation, molecular function: mRNA binding. Lineage: Eukaryota; Viridiplantae; Streptophyta; Magnoliopsida; Malpighiales; Euphorbiaceae.